ACAAGUGGAGAGCACCAGGAACAGGGAACCCCAACCCAGACCCUAGGCCCCUGAGGCCUAUGAGACAUCCAUCACACAGGCCAGGAGGUUGCUGGGAUGGGGAGCACCACACAGAUUGCUGGAAUGGGGAGCACCAGAACUAGGUUGCUGUGGUCACGUCUUCUGAUGCUGUUGGCCGUGCUCCACAAGUCAGGAAGUCAAGAUCUCACCUGCAUGGUUUACCCGAGCAGAGUAGACUGGACUCAGACAUUUAAUGGCACCUGCCUGAAUUUCAGUGGCCUUGGCCUGUCCCUGCCAAGGAGCCCCUUGAAAGCCAGCCACGCUCAAGUCCUGGACCUGUCUAAGAAUGGCCUGCAGGGGCUCCCUGGGGCCUUCUUCGCCAACCUGGAAAAGCUGCAAACCCUGAUUGUCACCCACAACCAGCUGGACAGUGUGGACAGUUCACUGGCCUUGCGCUGUGACCUGGAGCUCAGGGCAGACUGCAGCUGUGGGCUGGCCUCCUGGUAUGCUAUUCGCCAGAACUGCUCCCAGCAGCAGCAGCUUCUCUGUCUACACCCAGCCACCGAAGCUCCAAGGAACCUCUCCACCUUCCUUCAAGUCAGCUGUCCCCCCAGCUGGGGUCCGGGGACCAUUGGUGCCCUUGUUGCUGGGACAAUCUCCCUGGCUUUGGCUGUCAGUGGGUCUGUGCUGGCCUGGAGACUUCGCCGCCGCCGCCGAGCCAGUGAGCACAGCCUCGGCAAAGCCCAGAUGUCCCCACACGAUGUCCCCGGACCAGUGACAGAUUUCCUGCCAAGGUACAGCAGCCGGAGACCCGGCCCCACGGCCCCAGACACGCCACCCAGCAGGUUCACAAUGGAUUAUGAGAAUGUCUUCAUUGGCCAGCCAGCAGAGGACUGCUCAUGGUCUGCAGCCAGAGACCGCCCUUCUGGGGACAGUGGCUGCUACAUGAACUACAGGAGUGUCGACCAGGACCCUCAGCCCGUCUAUUGCAACCUGGAGUCCCUGGGGCGGGCCCCACGGGACUAUGAGGAGAGUGUGGUCUCCUGGCGCUGAACCCGAGAAUCCGCCUCCCGCACCCCCCAGGAUCCCGCACGCUCAACAUCACAGGGGGUAGGAGGACCCCCCCCCCCAAAAAAAAAAAAGUGGAAGGAGGGUCAGAAACAACCCUCCGGUCAGUGUGUAUGCAUGUGGUGCUCAAUAAAAGCUCUGGGUCACGUGGAGCAGCUGACU
Mus pahari (shrew mouse) is the source of this 1230-nucleotide messenger RNA. It is a transcript of the gene Lrrc25, whose product is annotated as leucine rich repeat containing 25. The transcript has 3 exons. The record is from RefSeq and is a predicted model, not a curated record. The coding region runs from base 97 to 1053 and encodes 318 amino acids. Gene Ontology annotation, molecular function: protein binding. NCBI's taxonomy places the organism in Eukaryota, Metazoa, Chordata, Mammalia, Rodentia, Muridae.